Molecule: messenger RNA, 231 nt
Organism: Carlito syrichta (Philippine tarsier)
Lineage: Eukaryota; Metazoa; Chordata; Mammalia; Primates; Tarsiidae
Product: guanine nucleotide-binding protein G(I)/G(S)/G(O) subunit gamma-10
Exons: 1
Coding region: 14-193 (59 amino acids)
Biological process (GO): G protein-coupled receptor signaling pathway
Cellular component (GO): heterotrimeric G-protein complex
Molecular function (GO): G-protein beta-subunit binding
Source: RefSeq, a predicted model, not a curated record
CAGCGCCGCCGCCAUGUCUUCCGAGGCCAGCGUGAGUGCCCUGCAGCGCCUGGUGGAGCAGCUCAAGCUGGAGGCCGGCGUGGAGAGAAUCAAGGUAUCGCAGGCGGCAGCAGAGCUCCAGCAGAACUGCAUGCAGAACGCCUGCAAGGACGCACUGCUGGUCGGGGUCCCAGCUGGGAGCAAUCCCUUCUGAGAGCCCAGAUCCUGCGCUCUACACUGAAGACUUGGAAG